GAAAGAUGAGCACUGUUCGAUGGAUAGUACUUUGCACAUUUUUGCUGAUUCAUCAGGGAUCGGCCCAAUUUCUAGACGAGAAUUGCAUUUCUUUUAACCCUUAUGACGGGUCAUCCUCCUCUCCGUGGUUGGCCGAAAUUCGAACGCCUUUCAAAUUAAUUUGCUCUGGCACUUUGAUUACCAACCAAUAUGUUCUGACUGCUGCAAGCUGUAUAAAAAAUAAAAGGCAAAUCGUUGUUCACUUGGGAAAUAAUGAUGGAGACAGCUUUCAAAGUUUCCCUGUAAAAAAAGUCUACAUUCACAGGUCAUAUUCCGAAAUCACAAAAGAUAAUAAUAUUGGUUUGAUUAAAUUGGAUGCGGUUGUGGAAUAUAGUGCCAAUAUACGACCGAUAUGCAUUACAAAAAAUCCUUUAGGCCAAAGCAAAGAUUUUACAUUUGAAAAAUUUAACAAAAAGCCUGAAAUAGGUGAUUGGUGCAAGUUUAAAUCAUAUUUUGGUGAAGCAUGUGUUGAAGAGAUAAGGGAGAAAUAUUUAGCAUCAAAGCUCAUUGGGAGCCCCUGGAAGAAAAAAAUCUUAUAUGGACCUUUGCAACGCUACGUACAACACGGAAUCCUCAGUUAUCGUAAUGCGGAAACAUAUGUCGACACUUACACCAAUGUUUUUGCCUAUGUCGAGGGAAUAGCAUCAUUGGUUUUAGACGUUGCUAUUUUUAUUCCGAAUUCCUUACAAGAACAUUAAAAAUAAAAAAGUUUUAAAAUUUA
Messenger RNA from Drosophila subpulchrella, 760 nucleotides. Its product is annotated as thrombin-like enzyme CPI-enzyme 2. Bases 6 to 737 code for a protein of 243 amino acids. The record is from RefSeq and is a predicted model, not a curated record. The transcript has 3 exons. Gene Ontology annotation, biological process: proteolysis. Lineage: Eukaryota; Metazoa; Arthropoda; Insecta; Diptera; Drosophilidae. Gene Ontology annotation, molecular function: serine-type endopeptidase activity.